Oryctolagus cuniculus (rabbit) is the source of this 10394-nucleotide messenger RNA. RefSeq names its product protocadherin 19 (gene PCDH19). The record is from RefSeq and is a predicted model, not a curated record. Gene Ontology annotation, biological process: homophilic cell-cell adhesion. Gene Ontology annotation, cellular component: plasma membrane. Gene Ontology annotation, molecular function: calcium ion binding. Lineage: Eukaryota; Metazoa; Chordata; Mammalia; Lagomorpha; Leporidae.
CGGCUCUCUCCAGCUCUCUCCAGACUCCACGGCCAGUAGUUUGCGGCAUCGAGAGGAGCAGCAGCAGCAGUAGCGGCGGCGGCGGCUGGCGCAGGGGGGACACGGACGAGCGGGCGCAGACGGCAGCACAUCCUCCUGCGCACCAUGCCUGGCUUGCCCGGGGGGCACUGGCACCCGCGUCCCUAGUCUGGCGCGGGCCCUUGGCGUGUCGUGCUCCGCGGCAUUCCAGCUGAACAGAUUUAUCGGGGAUCCGAAGCCUUGCACCCGAAACCCAUCGCCUCCUGCUCUCUCAUAGCCCACGCGCACACUGCCCACACCACACGCUCACUCUUCCUCUCUCUCACACGUUCACACGCGGCCCGAAACAGCGAGACAGACCUCCUGAGUGCGCGAGCGCCCGGGAGGGAGGGAGCCCCAAGCAGCGCGGCCAGCGCCUCUCCGGGAGGAUGGAAGCAAGACGCUCCUGCAAGUAAACUUUGGCGGCGACCAAACCGUCGACCGUGGUAGCUGCUAAGGCGGACCCCAGCGACAUGCGACUGAGCUAGGAGGGCUUCCUCCCGCGGCGGCGGCGGCGGCGGUGGCAGCGGCGGCGGCGGCGGCGGCGGCGGCCCUCGGAGCGACUCCCCAGCCCAAAACGAGGGAGGAAGAAAAGCCCCCGUUACCCGCGGCGGCAGCCCCGCCUCUCCUGGCCGGUACAGUUGUCGCUUGCCUUCCCCUCCUCCCCAUUCCCCGCCCUCCCACCCCCGGGCCACUGGAAAGACUGGGACUACGAUUUUCCUGGACAGAUUGCCAUCUCCUCAUUUUCACAAACUUGACGUGGAGGCUCGAGCUGCGUUGGUAACUUUGAUUGCCAAAACGCAAACGCCCUUAGCCCCUCAAUUACUUUGUGGGGGGGAUUCCGGGCCCACCUCGGAUCCUGGACAGACGCGUUCCCCAAGCCCCCCAAAGCCGUCCUCAGCGCAAAGGAGCGCGCUCUCGCCUCAGCAGCCUCUCUCCCCUCCCCCUUCCUCUGCCGGCCCGGGGACCGCCAUCCAGCUCAGCCUGCGGCGCUUGCCAGCAACUCAGACUCCCGCCUGCGACCCUCUUUUCUCCCCAAGGGGCUUCGAAGAGCCCAGUGUGGCCCCCCCGGACCCCGGAGGGCGCGCUCCAGGCGGGUCCUGUCUCCGCAGUAAGCCCGGAGCGCUGCGGGGAGGUUCUUGCGCAUGCCAGGUGCACAGACAACGCGCUCACCAGCCCCAGUGCCGGUGCGCUGCGGCGGGUCGGGCAGUGCCUGAAAGGCUGCGCCCCCGCCGCCCUCCGCGACUUCGCCCCAAGUGCAGACCGGACUCGGCUGCGCGUCGUCUGGACCGCACAGACGCCGCCCGACCCGCAGCCCUGCGCCGCUGCGGCCAGUUGCGCCUGGCUAACUUUGAAAGGGGAAAACUGAGUAGCCGGGCUGGAGGGAGGGGGCUCGGGGCCGCGCGGCGCUCCCUCGGCCCCCCGGAGCCCCCGGGCCCCCCGCGAGCCCCCUCCGAGUCCACCGCAACCUCAACGUUGGAGCCGGCGCGGGUGUCCCCCCCGCGCCGCCGGGCCGCCCUGGGCGGGACUCCUCCCGCGGCCUCCGGGGCCACGAGGCGCGCGCAACAGGCGGCCCGAGCCGGCGGGAAGCUGGAGCGCCGGCGGCGUCGACCUCGGAGGGGUGUGGAGAGGCGAGGCCAGGCAGAGCCCCGCGCAGCCAUGGAGUCGCUCCUGCUGCCGGUGUUGCUGCUGCUGGCCGUUUUGUGGACGCAGGCGGCCGCUCUCAUUAACCUCAAAUACUCGGUAGAAGAGGAGCAGCGCGCCGGGACGGUGAUAGCCAACGUGGCCAAGGACGCACGGGAGGCGGGCUUCGCGUUGGACCCCCGGCAGGCCUCGGCCUUCCGCGUGGUGUCCAACUCGGCUCCUCACCUGGUGGACAUCAACCCCAGUUCCGGCCUGCUGGUCACUAAGCAGAAGAUCGACCGAGACCUCCUGUGCCGCCAGAGUCCCAAGUGCAUCAUCUCGCUAGAGGUCAUGUCCAGUUCAAUGGAGAUCUGCGUGAUUAAGGUGGAGAUCAAGGACUUGAACGACAACGCGCCCAGUUUCCCGGCGGCACAGAUCGAGUUGGAGAUCUCGGAGGCGGCCAGCCCCGGCACGCGCAUCCCGCUGGACAGCGCCUAUGAUCCGGACUCGGGCAGUUUUGGCGUGCAGACUUACGAGCUCACGCCCAAUGAGCUGUUCGGCCUGGAGAUCAAGACGCGUGGCGACGGUUCACGCUUUGCCGAACUAGUGGUGGAGAAGAGCCUGGACCGUGAGACACAGUCUCACUACAGCUUUCGCAUCACGGCACUCGACGGGGGCGACCCGCCGCACCUGGGCACUGUUGGCCUCAGCAUCAAGGUGACCGACUCCAAUGACAACAACCCGGUGUUCGGCGAGUCCACCUACGCGGUGAGUGUGCCAGAGAACUCGCCUCCGAACACACCUGUCAUCCGCCUCAAUGCCAGCGACCCAGAUGAGGGCACCAACGGCCAGGUGGUGUACUCCUUCUAUGGCUACGUGAAUGACCGUACGCGGGAGCUUUUCCAGAUUGACCCACAUAGCGGCCUGGUCACUGUCACCGGUGCCCUAGACUACGAAGAGGGCCACGUGUAUGAACUGGACGUGCAAGCCAAGGACCUGGGACCCAACUCCAUCCCGGCACACUGCAAAGUCACCGUCAGCGUUCUGGACACGAACGACAACCCGCCGGUCAUCAACCUGCUGUCUGUCAACAGUGAGCUUGUGGAGGUGAGCGAGAGCGCCCCCCCGGGCUACGUGAUUGCACUAGUGCGGGUGUCUGAUCGCGACUCCGGCCUCAAUGGACGCGUACAGUGCCGUUUGCUGGGCAACGUGCCCUUUCGGCUGCAGGAGUACGAGAGUUUCUCCACUAUCCUGGUGGACGGACGGCUGGAUCGCGAGCAACACGAUCAGUACAACCUCACGAUUCAGGCCCGCGACGGCGGCGUGCCCAUGCUGCAGAGUGCCAAGUCCUUUACCGUGCGUAUCACUGACGAGAACGACAACCACCCCCACUUCUCCAAGCCUUACUACCAAGUCAUCGUGCAGGAGAACAACACGCCCGGCGCUUAUCUGCUCUCCGUGUCUGCCCGAGACCCCGACCUGGGGCUCAACGGCAGUGUCUCCUACCAGAUUGUGCCGUCGCAGGUGCGGGAUAUGCCUGUCUUCACCUACGUCUCCAUUAACCCCAACUCGGGUGAUAUCUACGCACUGCGAUCCUUCAACCACGAGCAGACCAAGGCGUUCGAGUUCAAGGUGCUAGCCAAAGACGGCGGCCUGCCCUCGCUGCAGAGUAACGCCACAGUGCGAGUCAUCAUCCUCGACGUUAAUGAUAAUACCCCGGUCAUCACGGCCCCGCCCCUGAUCAAUGGCACUGCCGAGGUCUACAUCCCCCGAAACUCCGGCAUAGGCUACCUGGUGACCGUUGUCAAGGCAGACGACUACGACGAGGGUGAAAACGGCCGAGUCACCUAUGACAUGACCGAGGGUGACCGCGGCUUCUUUGAAAUAGACCAAAUCAAUGGCGAAGUCAGAACCACCCGCACCUUCAGCGAGAGCUCCAAGGCUUCCUAUGAGCUUAUCGUGGUGGCCCACGACCAUGGCAAGACAUCUCUCUCUGCCUCUGCGCUGGUCCUUAUCUACCUGUCACCUGCUCUCGAUGCCCAAGAAUCAAUGGGCUCGGUGAACCUGUCGCUGAUUUUCAUUAUAGCCCUGGGCUCCAUUGCCGGCAUCCUCUUUGUCACUAUGAUCUUCGUGGCAAUCAAGUGCAAGCGAGACAACAAAGAGAUCCGGACCUACAACUGCAGUAAUUGUUUAACCAUCACUUGUCUCCUCGGCUGUUUUAUAAAAGGACAAAACAGCAAGUGUCUGCAUUGCAUCUCAGUUUCUCCCAUUAGCGAGGAGCAAGACAAAAAGGCAGAGGAGAAAGUGAGCCUAAGGGGAAAGAGAAUCGCUGAGUACUCCUAUGGGCAUCAAAAGAAAUCAAGCAAGAAGAAAAAAAUCAGUAAGAAUGACAUCCGCCUGGUACCCCGGGAUGUGGAGGAGACAGACAAGAUGAACGUUGUCAGUUGCUCCUCCCUGACCUCCUCCCUCAACUAUUUCGACUACCACCAGCAGACGCUGCCCCUGGGCUGCCGCCGCUCUGAGAGCACUUUCCUGAACGUGGAGAACCAGAAUACCCGCAAUACCAGCGCUAACCACAUCUACCAUCACUCUUUCAACAGCCAGGGCCCCCAGCAGCCAGACCUGAUCAUCAACGGCGUGCCUCUGCCGGAGACUGAAAACUAUUCUUUUGACUCCAACUAUGUGAACAGCCGAGCCCAUUUAAUCAAAAGCAGCUCCACCUUCAAGGACUUAGAGGGCAACAGCCUGAAGGAUAGUGGACAUGAAGAGAGUGACCAGACUGACAGCGAACAUGAUGUCCAGCGGAGCCUGUAUUGUGAUACUGCUGUCAAUGAUGUGCUAAACACCAGUGUGACCUCCAUGGGAUCUCAGAUGCCUGACCAUGAUCAGAAUGAAGGAUUUCAUUGCAGGGAAGAAUGCCGGAUUCUUGGCCACUCUGACAGGUGCUGGAUGCCCCGGAACCCCAUGCCAACCCGCUCCAAGUCCCCUGAGCACGUGAGGAACAUCAUCGCGCUGUCCAUUGAGGCUACUGCUGCCGACGUUGAGGCUUACGACGACUGCGGCCCAACCAAGCGGACUUUUGCAACCUUUGGGAAAGAUGUCAGCGACCACCCGACAGAGGAGAGGCCCACCCUGAAAGGCAAGAGGACUGUGGAUGUGACCAUCUGCAGCCCCAAGGUCAACGGCGCUAUCCGGGAGGCCGGCAAUGGCUGUGAGGCUAUUAGCCCCAUCACCUCCCCUCUCCACCUCAAGAGCCCUCUGCCUACCAAGCCUUCUGUGUCUUACACGGUUGCCCUGGCUCCCCCAGCCCGUGAUCUGGAGCAGUAUGUCAACAAUGUCAACAAUGGCCCUUCUCGCCCCUCUGAAGCUGAGCCCCGUGGAGCUGACAGCGAGAAAGUCAUGCAUGAGGUCAACCCCAUUCUGAAGGAGGGUUGUGACAAAGAGUCCCCUGGCGUGAAGCGUCUGAAGGAUAUCGUUCUCUAAAUCAGUCUUGGGGAAGAAGAGAAAGAAACCACGCUGGCUAGCGAAGAAGCAGGAGCUGCUCGUUUUAAUUGCUCAGCAAUGGUUGGUUCUUGAGUGGCUGUAUUGCAGAGCUUUGCCUAAAUGAGUUGUUAAUAAAUGACUAUCAUUCUGUGACAAUCCCUCUCGUUUCAACAGGCAGCAGGGGUGUUCAGUUGGAGCAAAUUAGCUUUGGCUUGAGUUGUCCAUGGGGCCUUGAUGUUGGGGAAACAGAGACAAAUUCAAUUGUGAAAAGUAUUAUGUAUUAAGUGUUUGAAUUUAUAUAUUUUUCUAUGUCAAAAUUAUAAUAUAAAUUACCAUUGUUUGUGGAGGAUUACAUUAAAAAAAGCAAAAGUCAAAAAAAAAAAGCUCUGGACACCUUUAGUAAGCUCGCCACUGUUUUUCGUAGUGUAGACAAGUUAAUGGUCAUUUAUUGUGUACUAUUCAUUGACUCAGUGAUGUGAAAUUGAGCCCCUAAAAGGUUGUCUCUGAAGCUCCAGUACUUUCCAAUGCCGCUACUUUGCUGUGGACACCCCUGCUUUAAGAACCCUUUUGCUAGCUGUGCUAUUGUUGUAUUUGAUAUUGCAAAUUGCUAUGUGUGUGGUGAUGGCAAAAGGCUUUUAAAGAUUGGUGUUUUUUUUUCUUAAAAAAAUAAUAAAACUACAGACAAAAACUAAGUGCAAACAGCUGAGACAGCAAAUGAAUGAGCAACACCACACAUAUAGAUUGAGUACUUGGAGAAUACUCACGUUUUUUAACCCAUGGAGUGAUUGCUCACCACCUUGCAAAGUAUUUUUCCUGCCUUUCAGUCUUCUGCCUAGGCCCAUGAUAGAUCAUUGCAGAAAGUCGUUUUGGAUAUGCUGCUAUCUAAUUUGCAGCUGUCAGAAAUACUGUGGUGAAACUUUUAUGAGAUCCAUUUUUGUAAUUUUCAGGCCCUGAACAGGAAAGUUGUUCCUGAAGUUAUCGGUUUCCAGGCUUAGAAAUUCCCUGUCUCCAGUCAUUUAAAACUCAAAAUGACUGGCUCUAUUUUGAGAUCUAAAUUAGCAUCUCUUCAGACACGCACUUCCUGAUUCAGUGUUUCCCAAUCAUGAUUGGAAUUCUACCGUAAAGCAAGUCAUGGGCUGGAAUUGAGAACUCCAUGUUGCUCUGUAUCUUAGUCUUAUAAAUAACCAACAGAGUAAGCAGUACAAAAUGUACAUUUAGGAAAAGACAGGUAACAGGUAACAAGCAACAGCAUCACAAAUUCAAUUCCCGUGCCUUCUGAAUGGAGACACUCAGACACUUGAACUCGUCUUUUUUAUGACUAGUACUUUUUUUGAUUAAAAAUGUGAACAGGAAACUCUUAAAAACCCUUUACAUUUAGCUAACUCUUUUUUCUGUAGACUAGGACUAUAACUUUUUUUUAUUAUUAACAAGCUGCACGUUCUUUUUGGUUUGUUUUAACAUCCCUCUAACUUCCCCAUUUGUUGUUUGUCUAUUAAUAUUUACUAGCCAACAUAGUAUUCUUGCAGCCUAAGAGUUUGUUAUUUAAAAUAAACGAAACAAAUAUGUCACCUUUGCUCUGCCUUGAUCACAAACAGGUUGUUUCUAGAGAAACCAGUUUCUGUGGUUCUGUUCUCAUUUUUUUUUUUGAAAUUCAAGAUUACCCAGAAAGACGACUUAGAGGUUAGAGCACUAGAAUGUGAAAGAGGAUUUAUUUUCUUAUGUUUAGGUAUAUAGAUAGCUCUUCUGAAGGCUUUGGUUACUUUUGCUUGAGUUCCUAGCUUUAUACAUUACUAGGCAGAUUUUUCUUUUAUGGGAAGGGGAAAGGUUUUGAGUGGGGGGUGGGUGGGAGAGACACUAGGGAUGGGGUUAGGUAGGGGAGAACAUUUCUGAAAAAGAACCUAUAAUGAAGCUACAAAUCCAUGCUUAUUUCUUAUUCUGUGCUGAAUACUACCUCAUGCAAAAUAUUGGUGUGGCUGAAACUUGCCCUCUGAAACUGACACGAUUAGAAAUCUUCAUUUUGCUUAUUUCAUUCUCCCUCAUACAUUUUUCCUUCUCUAAUCCAUUUCAUUUUGGUAGCAGCUUAUGAAUUAGGUAUUUAUUUCUCUCUGCGAGUGACUAUGUGUUUAACACAUUAAAACUUAGAAAUCUUUCCCUUUAUGAUGGCUGCCUAUAGAAUGUAGACUAUCCCUCACCCUGAUCCAUCCUGAUAGUAUGUUGUUAGCUACCAACUGAAGGUCACUUUGAAGUCAGAUUUGACAGUUUUCUACAGGUGUACUUCUUACUAUGCUCAGUGGGAACAAGGGAGCUGAAAAGAUGGUGGAAAGUGGGAACAUGCGUUAGGUGGCUGUUGAGCCUGAGAGGCCACUGGCUGCCAUGUUUCAAGUGGUUAGAGUAGCAAUGGUAUUUGUUUUGCUUUUUCUCGUGGGCUUUUCUUUUAUUCACUUAUUUAUUCACUUAUUAGAACUCAGUUCUAAUCUCUAGAUCCAUCUUUUCCCCUGUCCAAAUGCUUUGUUCUCAGUGGGCAGUCAGAUAUAUUUUUGGCUUCCAAACCUUUUACUGAGCAAGUUGAGAUAAUUUUUCUCAUUAAGAAUAUAUUGCUUUCUUCCUUCAGAUCUUUGAUGUAUGUGCCCUCUGAGAAGCACAAGUGUAUCUGAGGAAGGCUUUGUUAGCUGGUUUUGUAGGCAGGGUGUGCCUGCAAGUAGGAAUUUUGUGCAAGGACCCCAAGUUUCCCUUUGGCUCAUGUUUCUGCCCCUCCUUUUUAACAUGUCCCACAAAAAGCUACAAGAGCCAGAGGGCCAAAGAUUCUUUUUCCUCUCUACUUGUGUUACACACUUAAACAUGAGGGAACAGUUUCCUUUCCUCAGGCCUAGGGAGCCCUAUUCCAUUUAUUUUGAUGUCCCUUUUGAGGAGGAGUCGGUGUUGAAAUGUGACACCCUUUACUAACAACUUCCUUUGGCAAUUCCCUGGGCAGGUGAACUUCAUGCAUUAUAAGGGGUUCAGUUUGCAUUGAUUGAAUGUUUUUUCUCAAUGUGGAAAUACAAUAUAACAAGGACUAGGGAGAAGGGAACCAUGCUAUGUGGAAUUCCUAUUUUCUCUUCCCUAUAUUGACGAAUCUACAAACCUGUUCAGAAUGAAACUUAUCAUCCUUUUGAUCCUUUUGAAGCCAGCAGGCUAACUUAUGGCCGAUCUGAUUGCUGAAAUAGGUGAUGGACCAAGGGAUCCUAUCCUGUACUUCCUGCAGAGCAGUGGUUCUCAAAGUCUAGUUCCUGGGCCAGCAAUAACAACAUCACUUAGGAUCUUGUUAGAAAUGCUAAUACUCUGUCCCCACCAAGACCAGUGGCAUCAGAAACCCUGGGGAUGGGGUUCAGCGUUCCAGAUGAAUCAGAUGCCCACUAGUUUAGGCCUUGUGAAAGCACAGCUUUACAGCUGCCUCCCCCAGCCCCCUUAGCUUUCUGAUUCAGUUGGUCUGGGCUGGGGCCUGAGUCUUUGACUAUCUAAAAAUCCCUCAGUGAUGCUGAUACAGCUGGCCCAGGGCCUACACUUUGAGUAGAACUGCUCCAGAGUAACACUGCCUAAAUAGAGCUAAUUGCACCUGAGGGGAUCCCAUUUAAACGAAUUCCUGGACGUGGUGACCUACUGAAAAGUAAUUUAAAAUGUUAUAGGAAAUACAACUUAGAAUUUUGAAAAUUGGAACCACCCAGAGUAUCAUCCCCAUGGUGUUGCUUCAGCACUCGACUGAUUGUAUGAAGGGAAUUCAGUUGACUUUUUCUCUAGUGCUAUCAUAUCAUCAAAAAGCAAAACAAAAGUGGUCCACUGGAAGGAGCGAAGACAAAGGGCAGUUUGGGGAGAGGCAGGGGUGAAUGGGAUAGCUCAGCUGGGCAUCCAAGGUGAAAAAAGGAUUCUUAUUGUACAUAAUAGCAGUUUUGGCUGGAAUUCCACUUUGUAGGGAUCAUUUUGAUGUUGAAUGCUCCCCAAAGCAUUCUGACUCUGGUCCACUUGGCUCUUUACCUAGGGUAAAAAGACCCUUACUGACUUUGAAAAAACUGGCAUAAAUGAGCUUAAGAAGUCCAUUGUAUACAGUCCUAGUGUUUGCCUUCUUGGUAAAAUUACAUUUAAGGUUGUCAUUUCAUGAGUCAAAUUGUAUCUGCUGACACUGAAGUGUAUUGAGAUGUUGUUCUUUAGUUUAAGUAUGUAACAAAGUAAUAUUCAAAGGGGAUGUGUGGGGGUGGGACUGGGACCGGGUGGCUUUAUAUUGAUAAUGAAAUAUUCCAGAGCAAAACACAUUGUCCUAAUGAAGUUGUUGCAGCUCUCUUUGUUUUCUUGUGAGGCUGGAACUGGCCUGUGGGUCAUUUGUUGUGCAAAAGUGAAUUAAGUUCAAAUAGGAAUCAUGUUGCUUUUACAAAACAAAGAAAACUGACCACCUUGUCUGAACUAUAUGUAUGUAUGUAUAUAUAUAUAAAUAUAUACAUAUAUAUAAAUGCUCUUGGUAAAGGACAACCCACAAACACCUGAUCUUGAUUGGAAAGCAUUGUAGGUCAUUAGGGAAAACUGAUGAUGCUGACUGUUGCUCCAGCUGCGUUGGCAAUUAAAGAUGACCUUGUUACUAACUGAAAGUUGCUGUCAACUUUAGCAGACAAACCAGCUAACACCAUUACAACACUGGUUAAGUAGAAUUUUACUGGCACUGGCUGGCGUUCAGCUGAGGAAGGCUAGGAUACAGACUUUAAUGACCAAGAGCCAGACUAGCUUGAGCUAGAAAUUUCGCAGCAAAUACCUCCUUGUGCUAUUUGAAUGCUAAGGUAUUUAGCUGCCAAAGGCUUACGCCUUCGCUCCUCUAGUGAGGGGAAUGAGCCUGAUGACACUAUUACUGUUUACCUGUCAAACCAGGGUGGAAACUGAGAGGGAUGCAAGUACAGUAUGUCUCACUAAGCAGUCUCUGUUGCUGAUUAUAUGAAGAUGAAGUUGUUGUAUAUGCUGAUCUGUAUGUUAUGUACAUUUUCACAGUGAUUGAAUCAUUGUAAAAAGAAAAAAGACAAAAAAGAAUCACCACUCUGUCUAUUUUAUGAAGAUGAUAAAGCAGCUUUAUUAAAUUAUUACAGUUAUGUUUUAAAUGGUGUUACCUGCCACAUUGUUUCCUUUUAUCUGGUGGUUCUCUGUUUCCCUCUUAAAUGUGUUUUCUCUGCUUCAAAAAUUUAAUGCAUUUUAGUAUUAAAGGCUAUUAUGGAAAAUUA